Saccostrea cuccullata (small rock oyster) is the source of this 412-nucleotide messenger RNA. RefSeq names its product keratin-associated protein 19-2-like. Bases 121 to 390 code for a protein of 89 amino acids. The transcript has 2 exons. The record is from RefSeq and is a predicted model, not a curated record. Lineage: Eukaryota; Metazoa; Mollusca; Bivalvia; Ostreida; Ostreidae.
GUUAUAGAAGUCCAUUACUGGCGCCUAUUCACGCGCUGUUAAUCUAAUGUGUCGCACUAUUGAAUAUAAAUUGAUCUAGAGGACUUAGUUUCGGACUGUUUAACGCAGAACUAUUAAAGUAUGAAAUUCAGUCGGACUAUUCUCCCCCUUCUCUUCAUUGUUGGGAUAUUGUUCAGUUUGUUUUUACCAUCAGAGGGUCGACGAAGAUGGUACGGAGGAUCGCUAGGAUAUCGUGGUUAUGGCGGCUUUGGUUACGGUCGUGGCUAUGGUUACGGUGGUCGUAGAGGCUAUGGUUACGGUGGUCGUGGUCGCUUUGGUUACGGUGGUCGUGGUCGUUAUGGUUACGGUAGAUAUGGCCGUUAUGGUUACGGGAGGCGACGUUACGGCUGAGGAAGUCAUCCAUUGAUUUUCA